Messenger RNA from Chlorocebus sabaeus (green monkey), 5185 nucleotides. RefSeq names its product polycomb group ring finger 3 (gene PCGF3). The record is from RefSeq and is a predicted model, not a curated record. NCBI's taxonomy places the organism in Eukaryota, Metazoa, Chordata, Mammalia, Primates, Cercopithecidae.
CACGCCCCUUGCGGCGGGGUGGGAGCCCAGCCGCACACCGCGCAUGCUCCGAGCGCGGCGCCCCCGACGCGGCGUUCGGCUCGGCUCGGGCAUUUCCGCCUCUUUGUUUUAAACUCCGGACGGGCUUUUUUUCUCCUCCUCUUGGGGGGGACCCAGAGGGAGCGGCGCCCCCUCCCCCCCCUCCGGCGCGGACCCCGCGUGCGCCUUGCUCGCCCGCAGCCCCGAGACCGCAGGCGUCACAAUGUAGCAGGGACCCCAGGCGUCGUGCUCAGAAAAUGGAAAAAGAGCCAGGGCCGGAAGGAGGGUGCAGAAGCGAGCCCGCGUGCGGAGCCAGGAGGCAGCGUCGCGUGGGAGUGCUGGCCUGAAGCCUCCAUGCCCCGGCAGAGGGACGGACACGCGGACGUCUAGCGGAGAAGCCAAAGAUGUUGACCAGGAAGAUCAAGCUGUGGGACAUCAACGCCCACAUCACCUGCCGCCUGUGCAGUGGGUACCUCAUCGACGCCACCACGGUGACGGAGUGCCUGCACACCUUCUGCAGGAGCUGCCUGGUGAAGUACCUGGAGGAGAACAACACCUGCCCCACCUGCAGGAUCGUGAUCCACCAGAGCCACCCCCUGCAGUACAUCGGUCAUGACAGAACCAUGCAAGAUAUUGUUUACAAAUUGGUACCAGGCCUCCAAGAAGCGGAAAUGAGAAAGCAGAGGGAGUUCUAUCACAAAUUGGGCAUGGAGGUGCCUGGAGACAUCAAGGGGGAGACCUGCUCUGCAAAACAGCACUUAGAUUCCCAUCGGAAUGGUGAAACCAAAGCAGACGACAGUUCAAACAAAGAGGCCGCGGAGGAGAAGCCGGAGGAGGACAACGACUACCACCGCAGCGACGAGCAGGUGAGCAUCUGCCUGGAGUGUAACAGCAGCAAACUGCGGGGACUGAAGCGGAAGUGGAUCCGCUGCUCCGCCCAGGCGACCGUCUUGCAUCUAAAGAAGUUCAUUGCCAAAAAACUCAACCUUUCGUCCUUUAACGAGCUGGACAUUUUAUGCAAUGAGGAGAUCCUGGGCAAGGACCACACGCUCAAGUUCGUUGUUGUCACGAGGUGGAGAUUCAAGAAGGCGCCACUCCUGCUGCACUACAGACCCAAGAUGGACUUGCUGUGAAUGGCGCCGCACAGCACCUGCAGACUGGGCCCUUGCACCCCUGGGUGCUCCCGGCCACCGCGCUUAAGAACGUUGCCUCUGGGUGUCAUGUGGACCAGACUUCUGAAUAGAGAAUAUUUAUAACUUUUGUAUGAGAGAGAAUUCACACUCAACAAGACACUACCAGCACCACGUUUACAGAGGAUGAAAACACUUCACAGUCUCCCAGAGCCGAUCGUCCUCUCCCCAACCCCCCACCCUGUGCUUCAGCCUCGCAGGCGAGAGUGAUUCUCGCAGGCAACACGGUUCUGAGUCACCUUCUGACAUGAGCUCCCUCUGCUUGCUUUCCAGGUCUUGAAAAUCUGAAUUCACUUCAGUUUAGUUUAUGAAUUAGGUUUCAUGAUAAGCCUCAAAUAAUAGUUGGACUUUUAUUGAAUCCUUCCUAAGUUAUUGAAAAAAUAUCUUCAUGGUGAAUGACAAUAUUUAUGUUGCCUUUAGCUUCUUGAAGAUUUAGAAGUUAUAUGAAAAAUUAAUUUAAAAGCAAAUCAAAAGAGGUUUCCAUUAACAUUAUGAUUUGACCAUUGUAUUCAAUUUCCCACCUUAUGAAACACGACAGCAGCUCCCUGACUGGUUCACCUUUCACUUGGGGCUCACUCUCACUGGGGCUGACACACCCAGCCCUGGAAACAGGACCCCAGACUCCACAUUGCGGUUUCUGACACGCUCAGCAGGUAGACCAGAGGCCAUGUGACCAGCUCAGUGCUGGUUUGCAGAACAAUUCUUAUUUUUAAAAAUCACUUGUAUUAAAAAUGGCACAAAUUGUUGAGUGUCGCCAUUUGGUUUCCUACGUUUUCUUUCCCCGUUUUUUGCUGAAGGGAGAGGUGGUGGUGGUUGGGAUCAGAGCUCUCCUGGCGUCCGUGGGCAGGAUUGGCUGGUGGUUGCUUCGGGCUCAUGCCCAGAUGCACUCACUGCCCCCUCUGUCCAAGGCCUCCCCUUCCCCUUUGCUGGUGGGAGGAGCUUGUUGUGCUCCUCGGCCCAUUACUGUGAAGGGCGUUUUUCUGAGCUGCAGGGACAGGGUGAGCAGCUGAAGGGCUCGGAGGGAAGGUGACCCCCACUCUGCAGAUGCUGCAUUUCAGCUGAAGCUGUGUUUCAGCCUCAGUUGGUUGCAGUGUCAGCCCCUCUCCUCCUGGAUGGUCAUGUUUUUGUCACAUUAGAGAAUAAACUGCCAGCACACACACAUUUUUUUUUCCUUUAAAACAGUAACUUGGAAGUGUGGAAAGGCCAGGAGGAGGAGCAAGGGCUGUUUCCUGGAGCGAUUGAGGUGUUGUCCUGCAGUUGUCGUUGUCUUCUCCGCCAGGCUGUUCCCAUUUAUUUCCUGUGGAACUGAAUCCCUCCUCCCUCCGCUCCCUGGGAGCCCAGGUGGUCCCUGGCCACCACUCAGGCUUUCCAAGAAGCCAUCCACCUUGGACAUUUUUUUCUUGAAUUUCGCUGUUAUCUUCUGCUUCCUUUAGGUAAAAAGCAGCUCAAGAGACCUCAUCUUAGGGAUGAGGAAAACAUGCAUAUUAAUUCCAUCUGAGUGAUUGUCAGUGUAAGGCCUUUUAAAACAAAAGCAAGUUCUUUGUUAGGAAUUGGUCAAAAUUCACCUCUUUCUUUAAGCCCAUCAACUCCCAGGAUGGUUUGAGUUACUCAGUUACCUAAGCUUGCUGUUCAUCCAAAUCAUUUUCUAGAGUCACUGUAUAAGGGUCUAUGAGUAGCUGUGUAUGAAUAAAUAUUACCUGUCUACCUCAAAAUAUACAUACUGCUGAAGCAUUCUGUACAACCGUGUGUUAUCACAGUGCAGUUUUAAGUGUAACAUGAGAACUUAGGCAUUUUCCUGUGUGGCGGAAUAAGAAAGGAUUAAACAGUUACAAGCCUCCAAAUUAAAAUAAAAUUAAAUCACAGUUCAGAUUAAACUGAAUAUCAUUGUAAUAAUGUCAUAAUAUAUAUUUGUAACUUUGUAGCUAUCUUUGAAAUCACUUGACUUUGCUAUGGUGCUAAGCUGAUAUAUUUAAAUACACAGAGAGACGGGUGAGUGGAGCCCGUGUUGAUGUCUCCAGCCGGUGGUGACCCUGCUUUUGUAACCGCAUUAACCUGACAAAACCUCAGCAGCAGAAGUCCCUAUUUUUCUAGGAGUUCAUCGUGCAGACAGUCUUCACUACAGGACUCGGCCCUGGGGCCUCUGCCUCUCGUCUGACCUUGCAGCCUUAGUCGUUGGAGGCUGGAGUGCAAUGGCCCCGCCGUCCGUGGAGCCUCUGGGCGGCCUUCUUUCCUUUCUGUCAAGCUCUCAUUUCACAGAAAAAGGCUGAAUUUCAUUUUUUCCAGCAUGAAAGCCAGGAUCGGUUAAUGAUUGGAUUCUAUUAAGUGGUUUUGUUUUUUUUUUUUUUAAAACAGAUGGAGUUACUGUGAAGAAGUUUUCACAACUAUUUAUGCUGGUAAAACAAAUGCUGUUAAAUCACCUUAUGCGUCGUUUUCAACAGCAGUGGGGCUAAUUACCCGGAAUACGGUCUCACCAAUGCAGUUUUCAUGGAAAUAGAAAAUUCAAAUAGAAUAUAUAAUAUUGAAUUUAAGAUUUGGGGGGUUAAAAAAGAAAACUUAACUUUAUAAAAUUAUUUAUUCUAUUUUAAGCCUUCUAUCAUAUUUUCCCAUCCAAUUGUUUGGUUUCAGUGGUCCAGCUUUAUUUACAGGCAUAUAAAAUGAAAUUGUGAGAUGUUUUGCAAGCUUCUUUUUACUUUGAGUAGCUUUUAAUUUGUAUGUUUUUGUUUUAUGUGGAUGAAGAGCAUUUUUUAUGCUUUUGUGCAAUAGGUUCCAACACACAUUUAUUAGACAUCUGUUUAAAUUGUAAUGUAGCAUUUAUUCUGCUAAAUUGAAAGGGAACAUAGAUGGAAUUCCAAAAUAUAUACAUUCAGCUUUUGGUUUUUCCUUUUUCAUUGUUAUUAUUGUGAGAAUGCUGUUAUUGGGGUUGUAUGUGAGUGCCUGUCAGCCUGUGAUGCCUCGGGCCACGCUGUGGGGCCACCUCGGUCCUGCCUGGGUCCUGGUGCUUUGGACCCCACGUGCUUGUGGCCAGGCCGCCCCGAGGCGGGGCCAUGUGGCCUCAGACCACAAGAGCAGAGCUGCCCUGGCCCAAACACUGCAGCUGCCUGCACCCCCGGGCUUUGCAGCCUUGCUUGUUUUCUCUGAAUGGCAACAGAACGGCAUUCACAGUGAUUCAAAGGGUGGCAUUGGGUUGGACGUUCUGGGUAUGAGCCAGCCUGUUCCCACAUUGUACGUGAAUGUUUAAUGUGCUCUCAAAACAUGGAAAAUAAGUUUAGUGCACAUAGCUAAAUCACAAAACAUCCAAUUCUCUGUUUCCUCAGGAAGUCAUUACUGCGCCACCACAUCACGUGACCUUAACAUGAUCAAUAUCUUUCUCUGCCUUGACAUUUAAAUAAAUAAAUUGAGAUAAGUAGAUUAGAAAAUCAUUCAAAUGAUACCAUAAUCUGUACAAAUAUUGUGUCCCCUGCUAGGCAGGGGACAGGGUGCGGGCGAUGGCCACGUGGCCAAGGCCCCGCAGGAACGCGCCGAGGUCUCCCUCACCCUCCAGGUGUCCUUCGCACCCAAUAGUGCGUCUGAGGAACGAACUGCAGUUUGAGCGUCCCCUGAGAUGUGCGUAGCCUCCGUGUAAAUGUCCACUCCCAUGGCUUAAUUGGCUAUCAGACGCAUUUUCCCAGACGAAAACAAUGUUGGGUUAGGGGACGACGGUGCAGCCACCCAGCCUUUACCAGCAGCGUGCGGCAGACGAAGGCAGUUGAGGUGUGGAGGUGAUCACGCAGAUACAUGUUUUUGACUGUUUAAUUUGAAAGUUUACAUUUUUUAUGCUUUGUGUUGGUGUGUAAUUUUUGUACUCUUGGUGGCUAGUUUUUGUCAAAUCUUUUUUGGAAUAUUGCUUAAAUGUUUUGAUUUUAUGAUAGUGAAGCUUGUAUUCAGUGUUUUGCCAAUUAAUAUUAUAUGCUUGUAAUAAAAGCAAAAGAAAAGCUUAA